UUCAGAAGCACAGUCACUUUGCGGACUCGACGAACCUCGGCAUCUCCACACCCGUUCACUCCGCCACCGCGAAUCCUUCGCGUCGUUCGGUCAGGGGGCCUCACGCAGGAGCGCUCAACCCACCCCGUCGGCUAAGCGACCGACCUUCCACUCGUCGCAACCCUUCGACUCCACGUGGCAAGGAUGCACCGUCCACAGGUGCCCGUGCUGGUCCUGCUGGCGCUACAGCUGCUGCUGCUGGGCGUGGACCCGGGCCGCGCUAGAGUCCUCGAACGCUCCACCCACGGCCCCCACCGCCGACUCCACAGGAGGGCCUUGGCGGCCGCGCCCGCAGGCCGCGUCGGCAAGGGCCUGCUCCGACCCCACGCGGCCCCUCUGGCGGCCUCGGGCGGCGAGCAGCAGGUGUCGGUGCAGCUGCCCGCCGACAGCGUCACCAGCUCCGGGCCGUCGCCCGUCGUCUUCAACCACGUCUACAACAUCAAUGUGCCGCUCGGCUCCAUGUGCAGCGUGGACCUGCAGGCGGCGCGGGGAGCGGCCGGGGCUGCGGCCGCUGCUUCUAUCACUCCAGGCCACUCUCACGUAGAGCGCACGGAAGACGGCGAGAACAGCGUGGUCUUCACGCACCGCAUCAACAUCCCUCCGCAGGCGUGCGGGUGUGGAGGGGCCGGCGGUGGGGGGGCCCUGCCCAACCUCCAGGACCUGCUCAGUCGCCUGGAGGCCAUGGAGAACGAGGUCUCCUCUCUACGCCAGCUCUGCUCCGGAGCCUCCGGGGGCUGCUGCAACGGGGGCCAGGGGAACGCGGCGAGUGCGGGCCGCACCGACUACCUGCCCGCGUGCGGAGGCCACGGCUCCUUCAGCCUGGAGACGUGCGGCUGCAUCUGCGAGCCGGGCUGGAGCGGCAAGAACUGCACGGAGCCGACGUGCUCGCCGCCGUGCGUGCACGGCCGCUGCGUCGACGGCGCGUGCCUGUGCGACGAGGGCUACUCGGGGCCCGACUGCCGCGUGCUCAAGUGCCCCAACGACUGCAACGACUACGGCCGCUGCGUCGACGGCAAGUGCGUGUGCGACGACGACUACACGGGCGACGACUGCAGCGAGCAGCGCUGCCCGAACGAGUGCAGCGACCGGGGCAACUGCGUGGACGGGGUGUGCGUUUGCGACGAGGGUUUCACUGGCGAGGACUGCAGUGGGACCCGGUGUCCGAAUGACUGCCAGGACCGCGGCCGCUGUGUCAAUGGCCAGUGCGUGUGCGACGAAGGCUUCACCGGCGACGACUGCAGUGAACUGACCUGCCCGGAUGACUGUAAGGACAGAGGACGAUGCGUCGAUGGGAAAUGCAUCUGCGACGAAGGCUUCACUGGUGAAGACUGCGGCGAAUUGACCUGUCCCAACAACUGUCAAGACAAAGGAAGAUGCGUCGAUGGGAAAUGCGUCUGCGAUGAAGGUUUCACGGGCGAAGACUGCAGUGAAUUGACCUGUCCCAACAACUGUCAAAACAGAGGACGAUGCGUCAAUGGGAAAUGCAUCUGCGAUGAAGGUUUCACUGGGGAAGAUUGCAGUGAAUUAACCUGUCCCAAUGAUUGUCAAGACAAAGGAAGAUGCGUCAAUGGUAAAUGCAUCUGCGAUGAAGGUUUCACUGGGGAAGACUGCAGUGAAUUGACCUGUCCCAAUAAUUGUCAAGACAAAGGAAGAUGCGUCAAUGGGAAAUGCAUCUGCGAUGAAGGCUUCACUGGAGAAGAUUGUAGCGAACUUAGGUGUCCCAACGACUGCAGUGACAAAGGAAGAUGCGUCGACGGGAAAUGCGUCUGUGAUGAAGGCUUCACUGGGGAGGAUUGUAGUGAACUUAGAUGUCCCAACGACUGCAGUGACAAAGGAAGAUGCGUCGACGGGAAAUGCGUCUGUGAUGAAGGCUUCACUGGGGAGGAUUGUAGUGAACUUAGAUGUCCCAACGACUGCAGUGACAAAGGAAGAUGCGUCGACGGGAAAUGCGUCUGUGAUGAAGGCUUCACUGGGGAGGAUUGUAGUGAACUUAGAUGUCCCAACGAUUGUCAAGACCAAGGAAGGUGCGUCGAUGGCAAAUGUGUCUGCGAUGAAGGCUUCACUGGGGAAGAUUGUAGCGAACUUAGGGUCCCGACGACUGUAAGUGACAGAGGAAGAUGCGUCGACGGGAAAUGUGUCUGCGAUGAAGGUUUCACUGGAGAAGAUUGUAGCGAUCUUAGAUGUCCCGACGACUGUAAUGACAGAGGAAGGUGCGUCGACGGGAAAUGUGUCUGCGAUGAAGGUUUCACUGGGGAAGAUUGUAGUGAACUUAGGUGCCCUAAUGACUGCAGUGACAUAGGAAGAUGCGUUGACGGGAAAUGUGUCUGCGAUGAAGGUUUCACUGGGGAAGAUUGUAGCGAACUUAGGUGCCCCAAUGACUGCAGUGACAAAGGAAGAUGCGUCGACGGGAAAUGCGUCUGCGAUGAAGGCUUCACUGGGGAGGAUUGUAGCGAACUUAGGUGUCCCAACGACUGCAGUGACAAAGGCAGAUGCGUCGAUGGGAAAUGUGUCUGCGAUGAAGGUUUCACUGGGGAAGAUUGUAGCGAUCUUAGAUGUCCCAACGACUGCAGUGACAGAGGAAGAUGCGUCGACGGGAAAUGCGUCUGCGAUGAAGUCUUCACUGGGGAAGACUGCACAGAAGGUAAGGACAUUGCAUCUCUGAGGAAACCAGUUCAUUUAUGA
Lethenteron reissneri (Far Eastern brook lamprey) is the source of this 2721-nucleotide messenger RNA. RefSeq names its product tenascin-like. The record is from RefSeq and is a predicted model, not a curated record. Lineage: Eukaryota; Metazoa; Chordata; Hyperoartia; Petromyzontiformes; Petromyzontidae.